ACAGGGGCCCCGCCCCCCGGCGCGGCCUCCAGCAGCUUCCAGAAGGGGCCGAGUGCCCUGGCCGCGCGCGCGUGCCCGCGCAGGGGGCCGGCCCGCGGCCGCGCGCCGCUUGUGGCGCAGUAGGAAUUGCCGCCCGCCGCGGGGCCGCGCCGGCGGCCGGAGGGCCGCGGCCGAUAGGGCAGGGAAGCGGCGGCGGCGGCGGCGGCGGGGGGGGGGGGGAGGGUGAUGCCCUUGUUUAUUUUUACCCGGGCGGCUCAUCCUCUCCGGCAGCCCGAGCGCGGCCCCCGCCGCUGUUCCCCGCCCCGGCUCCGACGGCGCCGCCUAUAAAGCGCCGCCCGCGGGGAGCCGAGGAUGCAGCUCUACAGCUCCGUGAUCACCCACUACCCGGCGGUGGGGACAGCGGCCGCCGCCGCCACAGCCGCCGCCCCGGGCCCGGCGGGCGCGGCAGGUGUCUUCAAGGUCUCGCUGUCGCCGGGACCCGCGUCCGCGGAGGGAGGGAGCGCCGCCAGCGCCGCGGGCCAGAGCGCGGCCGCCGAGAGCCCCGCCAAGGACGGCUUAAUUCCCGGCGGGGGGAGCCCCGGCAGCGCCGCCGCCAUGCCCGCCUUCUCCUCCUGCCUGGAGGUGAUGCCGAGCGGCCCCGCGGCGGGCCCCGGCGGCCGCAAAGCGGGCGCACCGCAGUACAGCUCCUGCGCGCAGAUCACCGUCAGCCGCCGCCGGCCGCUGGAGCGGGUCGUGCCCAUCCGCAUCGUGCAGCGCGCCGAGGCCGCCGGCGAGCUGGGGCCGGCCUCGCCGCACGGCCGCGCCUGGCUGGAGGGCAUCCUGGAGAGCAUGCGGCAGGCCGGCGCGGACGGCGAGGCUGCCGCGCUGCCGCGGGCCGCCGACGAGCCCAGCAACCGCAGCCUGCGCCUCAGCGAGCACUGCCAGGCGCUGCAGGCGGCCGCCGCCGCGCCCGGCCCGCUGCCCGGCUGCCGCCCCGCGGAGAGGAGCGGCGCCGAGGGGCGGCCCGCCGCCGGCCCCGCGCCGGCGGAGGGGGAGGAGGCGGCGGCGGGCCCCGGGGCGCCCCGGGGGCCGGGCGGGCGGCCGGAGCGCAGCGAGAAGCUGGCGCUGUACCUGGCCGAGGUGGAGAAGCAGGACAGGUACCUGCGGCAGAAGGGCCGGUUCCGCUUCCACAUCAUCCCCGACGGGAACUGCCUCUACCGCGCCGUCUGCAAGGCGGUGUACGGGGACCAGCGGCUGCACGGCGAGCUCCGCGAGCAGACGGUGCACUACAUCGCCGACCACCUGGACCACUUCAGCCCCAUCAUCGAGGGCGACGUGGGGGAGUUCCUCAUCGGCGCCGCCCAGGACGGGGCCUGGGCCGGCUACCCGGAGCUGCUGGCCAUGGGGCAGAUGCUGAACGUGAACAUCCACCUCACCACGGGCGGCAGGCCGGAGAGCCCCACCGUUUCCACCAUGGUGCACUACCUGGGGCCCGAGGACCCGACGCGGCCCAGCAUCUGGCUGAGCUGGCUUAGCAACGGGCACUACGAUGCCGUGCUGGACCGCGUGUGCCCCAACCCGGAGUACGAGGCGUGGUGCAGACAGACUCAGGUACAGCGCAGGCGGGAUGAGGAGCUGGCCAAGUCCAUGGCCGUGUCCCUGUCCAAGAUGUACAUUGAGCAGAACGCUUGCUCUUGAGACCGCCUGGCCUACAGGCUGGGGGCUUUGCUGCGGACACAGAGUCAGAGAGGGUGCGCUGGCUGUGACGGUGAUGCCUUAAUGCUUAAUAAAGCAGCAGUACCCAGGCUGAGAAGAAAUGCAGGCUGGGGGGGGGGAUAAAUCCAAACAUAUUUGUAAUAUUCUGUGUCGUAUAAAGUUAGCCUCGGAUUAUUUGCGAGCAGAUUCUCCGUGUAUAUUUGUGUCUCUCCUCCCUACUGUUUCUCUGUUUUCUAUAAGAAUGUAUUUUUUGCACAAUAUUUUUAAACUGUUACCUCCAUCUUCUACAUCUCAUGUUAGCAUCUGGCUUUCAGCUGUACGGCCAAAAAAUGUUUGUAAACUGUUUGUUUUGUAAAUAAGGCUUAUGAUGUAACAGCUAUUUUUUGCUGUGUUUUUUUACCCAUAAACCUUAUAUUUCUACCAAAUGAGGUUGAUGUCAGACUGACCCUCCCUAACUGAUGAAAGCUUUUUUUUUUUGUAAAGCUAAACAAUAGUUUUUGUAAAAGUGCAGCAAAGUAUGAAAAGACUGCUUUUCAAAACGGUUGCUUUCUCUGCCUCGAGCGCAGAACAGGUCCUUUGAGCCAGUUGGAGUGCAGCUACACGCGAGCAGGACAGGGAGCAAUUGACUCUUCUGUAUUUAAUUACUGUUUUGAGUAAACUGGCCUCUUGUUGCCUGGUUGGCUCGCCCUCUGUUCCAUUUAUAUUAUUUAUCUGUAAUAACAGAACAUUAACUUGCAGUAGAAUGUUGUGACUAGAUAAUAGUCUCCUGCUCUGGCAAUAAUUGCCUUGGCUGCACCUCAGUGUUUGUGUUCUUGUUUCUGAGGUUAUGGUGUCUUUUGUAUAAGCCCUGCUUCUCUUUUGGCACUUGUGUUGCACCAGCAAGUCAUUUUCUGAUCACAACAUUUUAUUCCUUUGAUGUUAUUUUCUAAUCAAGAAAUCGGGAAUGGUAUUCAAUGUUAUGGUUAAAGAAAAAAGUAUUUAAAUUGAGAUUUGUAUGGUUUGCUGGGUCAAACAUUUAAAUGUUUCCAAUCUGAAUUCUGUCACUUCUAAUUUCUGAUUAACUUGUUAGAUAUAUUUAUUAAGUAAUGCAGUUUGUACUUUUUUAUUUUGUAAUAUAUUGUGAUUUUGGAAUUUAUACUGUAUUUGUAUAAUAGGAAUAUUCUCAGCUAAAAUGGAAUGAAUAAAGAAUAUAAUUUUA
Messenger RNA from Dromaius novaehollandiae (emu), 2893 nucleotides. It is a transcript of the gene OTUD1, whose product is annotated as OTU deubiquitinase 1. The coding region runs from base 352 to 1677 and encodes 441 amino acids. The transcript has a single exon. Gene Ontology annotation, molecular function: cysteine-type deubiquitinase activity. NCBI's taxonomy places the organism in Eukaryota, Metazoa, Chordata, Aves, Casuariiformes, Dromaiidae. Gene Ontology annotation, biological process: protein K63-linked deubiquitination. The record is from RefSeq and is a predicted model, not a curated record.